Molecule: messenger RNA, 390 nt
Organism: Penicillium mononematosum
Lineage: Eukaryota; Fungi; Ascomycota; Eurotiomycetes; Eurotiales; Aspergillaceae
Exons: 1
Coding region: 1-390 (129 amino acids)
Source: RefSeq, a predicted model, not a curated record
AUGGCUUGGUGGGACAGCUCCGCAUCAGGCUGGGUCUACAACCUCGUACCUACCUACGCACAAGAGAUCUAUAGGUUCCGAAUAGAACUCGAGGGCGAGAUUGAUAUUCUAGUUAACCACCCGGGCCAUCAGCACAUAGUCAGCCAGAGACUCACCAUGACUGCUAAAUCAUUGCGCAAGAUUAAGAUACUGGCGUCUGAUAUCUCGGUGUAUUUUCCGGAUCAUCCAUUCGUCGCUCACAGACGUCCUGGUUUCUUCCAGACUACUUUCCCUCGACUAUGUGAUUUCAUCGAGAACACUUUGAUUGAGCUUAGUAGAACUGUUAUCCACGAUCCGCACAGUGAGCGCUCUGUUGCUUGGCAGCUUCAGGAUUUGCUCGAUUCUAUAUAG